GGCAGCUGUCCAGGUCGGCGCACUAAUAUGGGCGCUGAGGCUUCGCGGCUCCAGCCUGACUGACGCCGGCUAGGGCCGGGGCUGGGGCCGCUGCCACCGCUGCAGCCGCAGAUUUGGUCACCACCUCCAGCGUCAGGGACAGCAGCCACGGGGCGUGCGCAGCCAGGCCAGUUUGCCAGUCCAUUCUAGGGCUCAGGAGAAUGUCAACAUGCUUCCCAACCUGCAUUUGUCACAAUGACUACCAGAAGAAAAGGAAGAUCUAUGACAUCCCCAGAGAGUUACUUGCUGCUCGCUUCCCUUAAGCCCUGCAGGCACUGAAGGGCUGUCUGUCCAGUUCCUGUUUUCACCGGACACCUGCAGUCAACCUCUUAUGCACUCCAGCACCCCCAUCAGCUCUCUCUUCUCCUUCACCAGUCCAGCAGUGAAGAGACUGCUAGGCUGGAAGCAAGGAGAUGAAGAGGAAAAAUGGGCAGAGAAGGCAGUAGACUCUUUAGUGAAGAAGCUAAAGAAGAAGAAAGGAGCCAUGGAUGAGCUGGAGAGGGCUCUCAGCUGUCCAGGGCAGCCCAGCAAAUGUGUUACCAUUCCUCGAUCCUUGGACGGGCGGCUGCAGGUGUCCCACCGCAAGGGUUUGCCUCACGUUAUUUAUUGCCGAGUGUGGCGUUGGCCUGAUCUGCAAUCUCACCAUGAGCUGAAGCCCCUGGAAUGCUGUGAGUUCCCAUUUGGCUCCAAGCAGAAAGAGGUGUGCAUUAACCCCUAUCACUACUACCGUGUGGAGACAUCAGUGCUGCCGCCUGUAUUGGUGCCAAGACACAGCGAAUAUAACCCCCAGCUGAGCCUUCUGGCCAAGUUCCGCAGUGCCUCCCUCCACAGUGAGCCACUCAUGCCGCACAACGCCACCUAUCCUGACUCUUUCCAGCAGCCUCCAUGCUCUGCCUUCCCUCCCUCAUCAGGGCAAGCAUUCUCACAGUCCCCGUGCACAGCCAGCUACCCUCACUCCCCAGGAAGCCCUUCAGAGCCAGAAAGCCCCUAUCAACACUCAGACUUUCGGCCAGUUUGCUAUGAGGAACCCCAGCACUGGUGCUCAGUUGCUUACUAUGAACUGAACAAUCGAAUUGGUGAGACGUUCCAGGCUUCCUCCCGAAGUGUACUUAUAGAUGGAUUCACAGACCCUUCAAAUAACAGGAACAGAUUCUGUCUUGGACUUCUUUCUAAUGUAAACAGAAACUCAACAAUAGAAAAUACCAGGAGACACAUAGGAAAGGGUGUGCAUUUAUAUUAUGUCGGGGGAGAGGUCUAUGCUGAGUGUGUGAGCGACAGCAGCAUCUUUGUCCAGAGCCGGAACUGCAACUAUCAGCACGGUUUCCACCCAGCCACUGUCUGCAAGAUCCCCAGUGGUUGUAGCCUCAAGAUCUUCAGCAACCAGCUCUUUGCUCAGCUGCUUGCUCAGUCAGUGCACCAUGGAUUUGAAGUCGUCUAUGAGUUAACUAAGAUGUGCACUAUCCGGAUGAGUUUUGUUAAGGGUUGGGGAGCUGAGUACCAUCGCCAGGAUGUCACGAGCACCCCUUGCUGGAUUGAGAUUCAUCUUCACGGGCCAUUGCAGUGGUUGGACAAAGUUCUGACUCAAAUGGGCUCUCCACAUAACCCGAUUUCUUCAGUGUCUUAAUAGUUAGGUCUUAAUCCCCAUUUCUAUAGAACAGAUGCUGUUUCAGGCAGUGGCUUAUAUCAUUUCAGAUUUGCAACUAAAGUGUCUAAGUAUAUGUGUAAAUAAAUAUAAUAUAUACUGUUCAUCUAUUUUAUCACCAUUUGUUUUCUGCUUUCUAGUUAAGCUGAUGCCAUUAGAAAAGCAGGUUUUUUUGCACCUAUGAUGUAAGAAGCAGCGGCUUUAUUUGUGGGAGGAAACAAAGAAAGGCAACUCUGUCAAUAGUAUUUAAAGGGUGUUGGCAGAAUAAAAGGCAGCUUUAGUCAGCCAUGUCAAUAUAAGGCAGGUUGUGUGGCCUACCAGAAAAAUACUAAAACUGUUUAUAUAGCAAAAGUCGGGUACUAGCAGCACUAGAGUAAAUAACGCUUUUAGACAAAAUGUAGCAAUCAAACUCAUUUAAUUUAAAUGAUUUCACUUUUAGUACUAUUGGCAAGAAAAAAUAUCAAGUUUAUAUAAUCAAUUAUGUAAGAUAAGACACAUAAACUUUAUUUCUGAAGUUGAAAUACUUAUACCUGGACAAUUGUGCUCAUAUUAAGGGUUCAUUUUAAACAAAUUUAAACUGUGAUUGGAAAAGAAACUGUGAAGCUGAAGUCAUGUUCCCUCAUACUCUACGACUGUAAAAAAGCAAUGAGUCUAAUAUGGCAAGAUAAAUAUGAAAAUAGCAUGAAAUGAGCUAUAUUCCCAAACUGUAAGACCAGAAUUUAGUCCCAGAAUCACCCAAGGAGAUUCCUGCUUUCCACAUAGGAAAUGAGGCUCAUGUUUUGCUGGCUGUUCAUGCAGGCAGUCCUGCAGACUUUUGAGUCUGCACAGGGAGCUCUAAGACCAUGUGUGUAGGUCCUGUAGGAAGAAGAAGCAGGUAAUAACAGGAGGGUUGGACAAAAGCAUCAUAUGUUUACUUACACCUUCUCACAUUCCCACAUUAAAAGUCUCUGGACGACGGCCCUCCUUUUGCCUUAUUUACCUCACUUGUUGGCAAAUAUUAACUAUUUAUAGGUUACUAAAACAAUGGUGAAGAUUUUUGAGAAAAUCAAGACACAUUACUGAGAUCAAUUUAUGAGCUAUUUAACUUAAUGUCUCUAUUGAAUAAAUUAUCUACUGGUCAAAUCUGGUAGGCUCUUAUAAAGCUAAAUUCUCACACCUGGAAAUAACUUCCCAAGUAAAGUGAUAAUAAUUUCAUAAUCUCUACAAUUUCUGGGGAACAGUAGUAUUGAAUAAUAGGACAUUUAAAAAACACACAAUAUUAAAAACCUGUUCUUAUUUACCCUUGGAUAAUAAAGAGGAAAAUCCCCCAAAUUUCUAGGUACUCUUAUAUAUGUAAAUAUAAGUCCCACCCACUAAAAACUACAUUGCUUGAAAAAAUAUAUUACACCCUGUUAAAAAUGUAUAAUUUAAGAAGGCAAUUAUGCUUGUAACAGAUGGUACUUCAGUAAUCCAAGAGGUUUCUUCAUUUAUACAUUCUAUCUCAACUCUUUGUAGCUUAGUGAACACAGUAGUUAUUUCUCAUUAAAUUAUAUUCAAGGUAGAAAUGAUGUGAAAAAGAUGAGUGAGUUACUACUGUCACCUCUUAUGACUAGUGUUAUAGAAUAGAAACUUUCAUAUAUACAGUAGAAAAUAAAUAUUACAUUUUACAUGAAGACUAGGUAACCCAUUUAGUGUAGUUCAUUGUUCAUCAACUAUGUAUUGUGCACCUGUAUGUGCCAGGUACAAUGUUAGGUGCUGUAGAAUCAAAUGUAAACAAGCCCAGCUCUUGGGUUGAGAGUCUAAUAUUAUAUCUGUUUGUGUAGACAUCCUCAUAAUCCAGAACUUGCAAAACAAAACAGAACAUACCAUCUUCCUUAGCUUAAAAAAUGUGUUGGUUUCUUAUUAUCUCUUUUGAAUCAUUUCCUUUCUCUUCUGAUCAUUUAGGUAAUGGAUGAAGGCUUCCUUGGGUAAAUGCUAUUUUUCUUCUGUCUAAAAAAGUAGGUUUUCUCCUCCUGUUCCUUCUAUUUUCUAAUAAUUUUUCAUCUCCCCUUUUCCCUGGAAAGGGCAUUAAUAUGGUUGGUGAAUCUUUCUCAUACGCGUAUCAUUCCAUGA
Messenger RNA from Myotis myotis, 3772 nucleotides. RefSeq names its product SMAD family member 9 (gene SMAD9). Bases 371 to 1663 code for a protein of 430 amino acids. NCBI's taxonomy places the organism in Eukaryota, Metazoa, Chordata, Mammalia, Chiroptera, Vespertilionidae. Gene Ontology annotation, biological process: anatomical structure morphogenesis; transforming growth factor beta receptor signaling pathway; regulation of transcription by RNA polymerase II. The transcript is spliced from 6 exons. Gene Ontology annotation, molecular function: DNA-binding transcription factor activity, RNA polymerase II-specific; I-SMAD binding; RNA polymerase II cis-regulatory region sequence-specific DNA binding. The record is from RefSeq and is a predicted model, not a curated record. Gene Ontology annotation, cellular component: heteromeric SMAD protein complex.